Protopolystoma xenopodis is the source of this 249-nucleotide messenger RNA. The record is from the annotation of a GenBank genome assembly. Lineage: Eukaryota; Metazoa; Platyhelminthes; Monogenea; Polystomatidea; Polystomatidae.
AUCGAAAAUAUUAGUCAGCUUGAUAAUAAGCCUGUGUCUCUAGAGCCCAUGGGUACUCGUCGUCGUGUCGUGAUGAUUGCCUUUGUCGGUGGAGUUACACAUGCAGAGAUUUCUGCCAUCAGAACUCUGGCUAUUUUAGAGGCGGGAAAUUUGGAAUUUAUCAUUGCGACAACUGGAAUUCUUACUUAUCGUGAUGUCUGGAAUUCCUUUUCGGAACCGAUUUCCCCAUCAAAAAUUAUACCUUUUUAA